This is a messenger RNA of Saitoella complicata NRRL Y-17804, 1448 nucleotides long. RefSeq names its product WD40 repeat-like protein. Bases 226 to 1119 code for a protein of 297 amino acids. The record is from RefSeq and is a predicted model, not a curated record. Gene Ontology annotation, biological process: mRNA splicing, via spliceosome. Gene Ontology annotation, molecular function: protein binding. Gene Ontology annotation, cellular component: catalytic step 2 spliceosome. Lineage: Eukaryota; Fungi; Ascomycota; Saitoellomycetes; Saitoellales; Saitoellaceae. The transcript has a single exon.
UGCACGUCAAAAAUUGGGAGAGAUGAGUUGCAAUGUUCGAGGUUGAUGGAAAAGGCGGAUUGACCAGUAAAACGAAGAGAGCAUCCAUCAUUUACUCAAACUCUUUUGUGUAUGAACCGGGUCCGACGUUGGACAAUGAUGGUGCUCCACAUGAGCCUGCAGCUGUCGUACAAACCUUAAUUCAGACCGUACAUCUCACCUCCUCCACGACAUUGCGCUGGCCGCAUGCGUAUCCCCAACAAGAAAGUCCGUUCCCUCGGCGGUCACGUCGGUCCAAUUCAUGCAGUGACCUACAACUCCAACGGGUCGUACUGCCUUACGGGCGGCCAGGACCGAAAGAUCAUAUUACAUAACCCGACGCUCGGAACACAGAUCAAGUCGUAUGAGGCGCAUGGGUGGGAGGUCUUGGAUAUCGCUGUGUCGGCGGAUAAUUCACGGUUCGUCAGUUGCGGCGGGGAUAAGACUGUGUUUUUAUGGGAUGUUGUACAAGGACGGACAGUGAAACGGUUCUCGGGGCAUUUUGCGCGGGUGAAUUGUGUCGGGUUCAACGAGGACGCGAGUGUCGUCGUAAGCGGAAGUUUCGACUCAACGGUACGGAUAUGGGAUGUACGGUCACAGAUGCACAAACCCAUCCAAAUCCUGGACGAGGCCAAAGACUCGGUAUCGUCGUUACAGGUGACAGGGGAUUCCGUCAUCACCGGCUCCGUCGACGGAAAGGUCCGAACGUACGACCUCAGAAAAGGACAACUCCGCACAGACACCAUGGGCGCACCUGUAACCUCCCUCCAACAAACCAUCGACACCGGCGCCAUCCUCAUCACAACCCUCGACUCCACCAUCCGACUCCUCGACACCACCCAAGGAAGCCUCCUCCAAUCCUACAAAGGUCACAAAAACAGCGAAUAUAGAAUCCGGUCAUGUUUGGGGAAGAACGAUGAAUUUGUGGUGAGUGGGAGUGAGGAUGGGAAUGUUUAUGUGUGGGAUUUGUUGGAGGGUGGAGCGAUAAGUAAAGUUACGUCUCAUGAUGGGAAGGUGGUUAGUGGUGUUAGUUUUCACCCGAAGGAGAACCAGAUGUUGACGUGUGGGACGGAUGGGACUGUUACUGUCUGGUCGGACUGAUAGAGGAGGUCAUCAGAGAGGAGCAAUGAGGAUACGGGCCCAGAACUCGGAGAACCCGAGGCUGUGGGGCCUACGCACACGGGAGUCUAGUCUCAAUCAAAUUCGCCCUUUCAUGCUGCACCUCAACGCAAGACGGAGCUAUGCAAACAGAGUACGGACGUUGCAAGCAUGGGGCUCAAGGCAAAGGAGUAUCAGUACAAGGUGCGCUGCAUGGGUGUCAAGCACAGGAAGGACAUUUGAAGGAAAGGACGUUGCAUAGACAAUUGCAGAAAAACGAAUAACUCCAGGAUAACGAUACUAAAUAAGAAAACACCGUCCUCAAUGCAUGC